UAUGAACUCUUAAUAUUUUAGUGGCUAUCACCCCAAGCAGGUGGCAAGCUAGUCAGUAUCUGCUACACCAGGGAUCGGUGUGUAGUCGAAAGGUAGAAUAUUCAUAAAGACCCAAAUCUGCUUAAUAAAUUCGCCAAACACUUGUGGGAAUUUGAUUUUUAAACAUUAAAAAUUCGUAUAAUUCCGGUGCAGUGCCUAGUCGUAACAGACAUUCGCCCUGAAGGAAUUAAGGAUCCAACCAAGGAUAGCCAAGUCCGGGGUUCCUGUAGGCUGCUACAGCCACCAUGAACUCGCCGGUCGCCUUUCUGUCAUUCCUUGUCUUCUGGUUCUGCGGGCCAUCAGACGCCAUCAGAGUACCCGUCUCCUACGAUGACCCGCCGAGAUCUUGCCCUGGGCCUGCUCCCACCAAAGUGCUGUUGUGUUACUACGAGGGUCGUCUUGCCCUAGAGAAGCUAGACCCGUGUGUCUGUUCUCAUCUUGUCUUCACUUCUGCAGCCACCAUUAACCCCAACAACUACACCCUCAACCUCACUACAGACGUGGGGAAGGCGACACGUGAACUGAGGCUGCAAAACCCAGAACUUGAAGUUCUGAUAAGCGUGGGUGGAGUUCGAGUGCCAACAGAAGUGGUUGAAGCAAUGGUCAAGUCCGCUGACAGGAGGGCAAUGUUCGCUUCCAGCAUCGCCCGCAUCGUCAGAGACGCCGAUCUAAGCGGCAUCGAAAUCAACUUCAGGCUGGACUCUAAGGGCGGGUCCAAAUAUUCCAAGGGAGGCCUUGUGGCUCUCGCAAAGUUACUUCGAAAGGAGAUCGAUGCUGUAAAAUCGCACAGAAGUAAGAGAGACUACUCGGUCUUCGAACAAGUCGACGACAUCAGUACGACAGCCUGGACACCUCCCAGACGGUUCGCAACGAGAGGAGUGCGCAAGGCGGAACCUAGAACCAGAAUGCCACACAGACCAAUUUUAAGAAGUACACGCACUGACACGCAUAGCAAUGCGAGAGAAACUCUUCUGCAGAGCUACCUAGCACUGGAACACAGAUCUUCCAAGGACAAACUGCUUCUGAUCAACGUUCCCACCCAACCAGAGAUCCUCGUCAAGAGAUUCGACCUGAAGACGCUCGCAAAGUAUGUGGACUAUUUCACUAUACCAAGUCACAAUCUGACGGAUUCCUCAGAAAAUGGUGUUACCUAUCACCCCAGUCGUCUUAUGGGUCUUGCCGACAUCCUGAACACUGAUUCUAUACUGGACUUAGUGAUGGGUCUUGGAGCCCCUCACAACAAGCUAAUUAUAAGUAUCCCAGCCACGGCAACACAGUUUACCCUGAAAGAAGUUAAACAGAACACGCCCCGAUCCCCAAUCACGGCCGGACCAGAAACACUCACGCAAACUGAGUUGUGUACCUUAAUGUCUGCUGGAGGCUGGACUAUUGAGCGAGAUGAGGACCUUACUGCACCAUAUGCCUUCAAGAAUGGCUCUUGGCUUUCAUUUGAUGACAGGAUCAGCGUCGGAAUAAAGAGCAAAUACGUGCUACUCCGAGACCUGGCAGGAGCAGCACUGUAUCCAGUGGACAGUGCAGACUGGUCAGGUACCUGUCUGGUGGAGAACAGUACAGACAGCAAAAUACCACAAUUACUUCACAGUCUGCAUCAUGCUUUCACUUCGCUGGCUCGUAAAUCGAGAGGUACUCUACUGGAAACACUACAAGAAGACAUCAGGACUUCAACCCUUCUAACCUUCACAGGAGAUGUUCAACUUUCACCGUACCGAAUUGUGAGAGUGAUCGAUAAUCUGGGGGCUGUGCACGUUGUGAGGAAAAACGCGAGGACUGAGUUUGAAUGCUCAAGGCAGGGUUACUUCAGACACCCACUUAGUUGUAACAGAUUCUACCGAUGUGUGAAAUUUAACCAAUACUCAGAAGACUUCACAGUAUUUGAAUAUGAUUGCCCCGCUGGCCUCGCAUUUGAUGAACGUUGGGAGGUCUGUGUAUGGCCGGGAUCCCUUCCUGAAGGUGCUUGCCAGGGUUCCAGUGAAAUUGCUCCUGUACCUAGAGCUCGCUACACUUGUCCCAAAACAGAAGGUUACUACGCAGAUCCUGAAAACUGCCGCUGGUUCUUUGCCUGUUUGGACCACACUCGAGAUGGAGUCACACCUCUGACAGCUUAUGAGUUUCGCUGUCCUUUCGGACUAGUUUUUGAUGAACAGAAUCUACUUUGCCAGUGGCCAUGGCUUGUUGAUGGUUGUGGAAACAGUGGAGUUUUUGCUGGAGCUUAUUUCGGUGAGCUAGCAUUUGGUGAUGCUGUAAGAAGAGGUUAUGCUGCAACAGCUGGUGGAUAUAAAGCUGGAGGUGCAGUUACUGGUAAUAUAGCAUCACAAAAAUCUGGUUCUAUAUUUGUUCCUGUAAGUGAUUUGGGUGUGCAUUCUGGAGUUGGCAUCACUUCCAGUGAAGAUGCAAUAGCUGUACAACAAGGAACAAGACUGGCCACAGGCGACGCUGCAGGUGGAAUACUUUUCACGGACACAAAUGCUGGUAGCAAUGUAGUUACAUCAACUGCUUAUGUUUCUGGAGCUAGUAGAGGAAGCAUAAAACAUAGUAGCAACUCAGCUGCAGGAGGAUUUGGUGGACAAAUAUCAGGAUCUUACAUAGCUGGAGGAAAGAGCAGUCAAGCUUUUGAUAAUUCUGGUUCAUUUAAUGAAGGAAGACAUAUAUCUUCAUAUGCAUCAUUCCCUGAUUCAUAUGUGUCUGGUGGCAGAAUCGAAAAUUCUGGUGGAUUGGUGUUGGGAGAACAUGUUGGUGUUCACGGAACUGAAUUUGGCAUCAGGUCUGGAGGCACUUCCGUCAUAUCUGGAGGGCAAACUCUCAACUUAGGCAAUGCAGGUUUAAUUGAAAAUAUUGAUGGUUCCAGGAAUAUUUAUUCAUCAGAUGUAAUUCGUGCCAACAAAGGAAGAUAUUUGUCAGGCAGCGUUUUAUCAUCUGUGCCUACUAAAACUGAGAUCAAGACUCCAAAUAUUCCAAUUAUUCCAGUUCCUACUUUUCAGAAACCAGCUGCUGCUCAAAUACCCAUUAUACAACCUACUACAGUACCAAUCACAACAUAUCAACAGACACUGGUUGAAACUCCACAGGCCCCAGUUAUCCCAGUAACUACUUUCAGAAGACCUGCUGUAGCAAAGGUCCCUAUUGUUCAACCUGUUGCUCAAGCAGUCCCUGUGGCAACUUAUCAACAGACACUGGUUGAAACUCCACAGGCCCCAGUUAUCCCACUAACCACUUUCAGAAGACCUGCUGUAGCAAAGGUCCCUAUUGUUCAACCUCCUGUUGCCCAAGCAGUCCCUGUGGCAACUUAUCAACAGACACUGGUUGAAACUCCACAGGCCCCAGUUAUCCCACUAACCACUUUCAGAAGACCUGCUGCAGCAAAGGUCCCUAUUGUUCAACCUGUUGCUCAAGCAGUCCCUGUGGCAACUUAUCAACAGACACUGGUUGAAACUCCACAGGCCCCAGUUAUCCCACUAACCACUUUCAGAAGACCUGCUGCAGCAAAGGUCCCUGAUUUACAACUUUCCACAAUCCCUGUUGCCCAAAAUAUUCCUGUGACAUAUCAACAGACAAUAGUUGAAACACCACAAGCAUCCGCUGUUCCCAUUGCCCCAGAUGUAUCUCUUAUUCAACAUGCUGUAACAACUAAGCCCCUUGUCAGAACACCAACAAUAUUACAGACAUCAACUGUUGAUACAGCCCCAGUUACAAAUUACUUUGAACAAACACCAGCAGUUCCAGCUGUUUUAAGAAGAACCAAAUUACGACCAGUAGCAUAUCAGGCACUAACCAUACCUGACACCAAACCUCUUGUUCCAGUUGUAAACACAUAUCUGAGCACACCUGCCUCUACUGUACUUCCAAUUCAAAGAACAUUUUCAGAAAGUGGUGGUGCUGGCUUUACUGUUGAAGGAGAUGAGGGGGAAGGGCAGUCUCUUCAAGGAAGACCUGUAGUAUCUGUUGCAACAAAUGGAGCCGCUGGAAUUUCAUUGCCACUUGCAAGAUCGAAUGUCGAAACGUUUGGUGCUGUGGUCACAAAAAAUACAGUUCCAGUAAGUACAGCCCCAGUGAUAAAAACAGGCAUAUCUUUUGGAGAAUACUCUUAUUCAACUCCAGCUACUGGUAGUUCAGUCCUUGGGUCUUCGAGUUAUUCUCCUAGUGGCUAUUUUUCUUCAACGCUAGCCCCUGCGAUAAAUUCAGGAACAGCAACUGCAGACUAUUCUUAUGCUACCCCAGCAACUAUUAUCUCAGCUGGUAAAACCGUUUCUGUUACACCAGUCCCAGACAGAAAAUCACAUGUGUCUUUUGGAAGUUAUCCAUUCACAGCAAUAGCUUCUUCUGUUCCAUUUGCUGCUGAUGUAAGAUCCAAUGUAUCAUCUGUUGGAUAUUCCUAUCCCUCACCUGCACCUAUAAUUACCAAUGGUGCAAUUUCUGUUAAUGUGGUUCCUACUCUUAGACCUAAUAUUGAGGCAUACUCGGUAUCAAGAGUUGGUAUAGUUCCUGGUGACACCGUUCAAACUGUAAACACAAGAGUAACACCAGCAUUUGAAUAUUCAUAUCCUAAAUCAUCUACUCUGUUCACAUCUGGCAAAACUUCAACUUUCAGAGGAGUCUCUCUGGCAAGUGGUCUUGAACCAGCUUUAUCUGACAGUUCUGCAGGGUUAGCCUCAGGUUUGGAACUCCCAUCUUCUACAGUUGGACCAGUGUUCAUUGAUUCCAGUGUUACAACAAGACCAUAUGCUUCAAGGACCGGUGCUACCAAGCUGGGAUUUGCCCUCCCUACUUUCAACACAGAAAUUGACAAAAUCCACAAAAAUGGGUAUGUAUCUUCAACAACUGCACCAUCAGUUGCAGUAACCCCAGAAAUACCAAUAUUCAGAAGUUAUACAGUAAAUCAGAAGGCUCUUCUUUCAACCACUGGAGCACCAAUUCAUGCAGUGCCACUUGUCGAUGGGGAUUUCGGAGCACGAACUUCUUUCCAGGGUGAUAAGUUUGCAGCAUCUUAUCUUGGAGCAGAAGUAAGGGAAGGAUUCACACCACAAACAAAGCUCACCUAUGGAGCUCCUCCAAACACACAGUAUACAAGUGACUCAGCAUUCAUUACAUCAUCCAUAUCUGAUAACAGCCAAGGACGAGGAACGCCUUACCCUGAAUAUGUCUCAGGUUAUGUUUCAAGUACUACCAUUCCAGCUACCUCAACAUCUGAAGCCAAUAAUGUUUAUUCAAAUACUCAGAGAUCCAAUGUAUUCCAAAAUCACAAUUUUGUGUCUUCCACACCAAGGCCUGUUACAUACUUAACUGAAGUGACACCUAAAUCCGUCAAAGUAACCUCUGUUCCAGUUUUACAGCCAACAACAGACUACAAGACAUCAGAAGAAUUUGGCUCACGCAUUGGUGAGCCUGCAUCAGGUAAAAAAUCAACAUCAAGAACGCAUAUUAAUUAUGAUAACGAAAAUGUCGAAGCACUUCUUGAUAAAUAUUCAGGAAAAUUUGGUGGUCUACUGGACAACAAUAAGGAAAGUUUCAUUAGUGGAGUAAUAACUGAUGAUCUUGUUGGUCAUGGUGGGGGUGAGGUGUCACAGAGUGGUACAGGGUAUGCUUUUGAAAGAGGGCAUGUUCAUGGUGUUGGGCAAUCAGACUCGCAUGAUGGAUAUUCAACAACUAAGGGACAUAGUGGCAAAGGCUCUAUCACAACUUUCGGAACUAGAGCUGGCUUCACCACAUUACCUGCUACUGAUAGUGGCGCAAGAAAUUUUGAAAAUAUAGAAUAUUCUACAUCACGUGGAAGUUAUGGCAGCACAACUUCAUCACCUGAUACAGGCCUGAGAGGAAAAGUCAGAUAUGGUUUGAAUGUAAACAUAGACGCAGAUGGAGGAAUUGGAUAUGACACUGUCGCAGUCAGACAUGAAGGUACAAAAUCACAAUCCAAACAAUCACCUAUUGUUGUUAUCACACGCCUAAGUGACAUCAACCCCCUUCUAAUCGCUAAACUUGGUGCUCAGUGCACAUGUAAAUCUAAUACUGUCUCACUGAAGAGACUAGAUGAUUACCCAAGAAGCAGUUCUUCUGGUACUCAAUCAGAACCACUUUAUAGCACUACUUUUGAUGAUGAUAUAAAUUCAAGAAGUGGAACAUACAACAUUCCUGAACAUAUACCUUCAGCACCUCUACCAGGAUCAAACAUUGUGACAGGAAGUUCUCCAGAUAUUAUUCUUAGACUGGAUGAUGAAACACCAUCAACACCUGUCAGAUUGGCCCCAAAUAAAUUCCUCAAAGCAAUUGGACUGGAUGAAACUGGAAUCACAGAGGCGCCUACGGUGUUCGUAGCAUCAUCAAGGCCACACAGUAAGCUGACAGAAGUGGCAUAUACAACAGCAAAGUCUGCUGAGAUAAGUUCCCAAGUUCCUUUCACUAAAGGUGCGAGAUUAUAUACAAGCCCUCAGAUCGUCUCCAAUCCAAUUGAACCACAUGUUCAAGUCAGCUCCCCAAUUUCUUCCGCAGCAAAUUUUAGAUCCAAUGCAAGGCCUCUGGUACCAGUUGCAUCCUCUGACACCACUGUUCCAGUGGCAGAAACUGCAGUCGCAGACUUCGAAAGCGUUGCUGCAGUUUCUGGUGAUUAUCCUGAAACAGGAUUCCCUGAUUCUGGUGUAGAUCUAGGAGGGCCUACAAGAGGAUCAGGUGUUAGAACAGAUGGUGGGGUACCUGGAGUAGGUUUGGGUGCUGUAGCACGAGCAGGAACAGGUGCUGGUAGAGCAUUUGACAGAUAUGGACCUGGAGGUUGGCGAGGACUGGAUGAGACUUUGCAAGGUUCUGUAGACUGUCAACGAGCAGGUCUAUUCCGACAUCCAAAAUAUUGCAACAAGUUCUAUGCAUGUCAUUGGGAUGAAUGGAAGGGGCGUUACACACUUCAUGUGUUUAAUUGUCCAGUUCAUCUUGCAUACGACUCAAACCUAGGAGCAUGUAACUGGCCAUCCAAGGGACCUACAUGCUCAGAUGACAAUUUACUUGUUUAAAAGCUACCUUUGCAAAUAAAAUUUUGGAAGAAGAAAAUAUAUGUUACAUUUAUAAAUUAAAUACACACAGAAAGUGCCUUCAACAAACUGUGAUUUGUUGUACACUUUGUUUUAUGAAACAGUUACGAAUGUACCAAAUGCACACGUAAUUGCUUGGCAACAGCAACCAUAUAAAUGCUGUAAAUUCAAGGCAGAUAUCAUGCCUUGGAACUUUCUUUUCUUUAACAGUUAAAGUUUUCAUAACAGAAAUUUGUAAAGGCGUUCAAUUUUGAUACUGGAAAACAGCAACCUCACAUAAAAGAAUAUGCAUGUUCUAAAAUGACAGCUAUAAAGCUGCAAGCUUACAGAUCUGCAGUCAUAUUAACUACAUAAAGUUCCUUAAUUUCGGCAUAAAUUACAGUCUCUCAAAACAACUAUAGCCAAAGCAACAGUUCCAGAUGAAUGACAUUUUGUUUCCUUCAAUAAUAACUAGAGAAGUUUAACUUCAUCGAACUGUAAACAUCACUCAUAUGUGGAAUAUACCUCGUAUACUAUCUUUUGAUACUACCGAAGAUGUUAGUCAUUUUAUGUUUCAAAUCAAUGAUGUGAUAUUUAAAUUAAACACAGUAAUAAUCAUACCCUUUUAAGGAGUGUAAGAUUAUUAUACAUAAACAUUUAUUUGAAACAUUUUGUAUUUUUUAGUGUAUAUUUACUUUAUAAAUGACCUACAAUAUUUGAAGUACACAAUGGUCUAACAAAGUGCUGAAUUAUGGGAACACUCAACAAUAAGAGACUUAAUACUUUAAAAAAUAACAUGAUUGUGCCAAUUUUCUGCAAGUGUGAAAAUUCUUGUUCAGAUCUUCUGCUAGGGUGAACAGAUUGGUAAAACAAAAAUUAUUAUUGCAAUUUAUUACCGUUUUCUUCUGUAUAAUAUUAUCAUUAUUUUAUUUAAUAGAUUUCAACUACUGGUCAGAUGUCAGUAUGUAAAUGAUCUUGAGAUAAAACAGGUUUGUGGGAUAUUUCUGUUUAAAACAGCUUCAGUAUAAUGAUGAAGCAUUUCAUAUUUCUAAACUGGGGGAAAAGUGUGGAUGUUUAUGUAUCAGAUUUUCAAACACUAUGAAUACUGGCUAUGGCAAAGUCUUGAACUGCUAAGCACUUAGAAAUAUAUUAUGUCAUAUAUGAUAACUUCCUGUUUAAACCUCAAUCUUUAAAAAAACAUAAUGUUUUUAUGAAGUUCUGAAUGAUUAUUUUCAACAUGGACACAGAAAGUGAUGAAGUUGUAUAUAUAGAAGAGCCCAAGUGCAAAUUAAUUGUGUUAAAUACACAAUAAUAAAUUUAUCUUUAUGCCAUCACAAUGCAGUAUGGCACAGAGAGAAUAAUUUAUGUAUAACUUAUUAUAUUUAUAGACAUAGUUGCUUUUUAUGUGUAAUAUGAUACUACAAACACAACAGUUGAAACUAUAAGUCCAGUUAGUUAAAAUCUCUGUAAUUAUUUCAUAUGAGUAUAAAUGUAAAUUGUAAAAACGUAAUCUGUAAUAAAAUUUUGUGAAGCAAUA
Molecule: messenger RNA, 8586 nt
Organism: Zootermopsis nevadensis
Lineage: Eukaryota; Metazoa; Arthropoda; Insecta; Blattodea; Termopsidae
Source: RefSeq, a predicted model, not a curated record